Molecule: messenger RNA, 909 nt
Organism: Dacryopinax primogenitus
Lineage: Eukaryota; Fungi; Basidiomycota; Dacrymycetes; Dacrymycetales; Dacrymycetaceae
Exons: 5
Coding region: 1-900 (299 amino acids)
Source: RefSeq, a predicted model, not a curated record
AUGGAUUUCUUCGCUGAUCUACAGAUAGCGGAUGAACAGGAUGAAACUCGGGUCUCUAGAGAGGACCGGAUUAACAGAGCAUUUGAGGAAAGCAAACGAUCCUAUAAAGAUGAACGAGUUCUAACAGAGCCUGGGUGGUUCAACUCCGACCUCUCCGUCAAAGAAAGAUUAGCCUCUUCAAGUCGUGCCGUACGAGAAGUUGAAUGGUCUGUCCAACAACUCUACGUACAGCGCAAAUAUGCCGACUGCCUGCGAAUGACCCUCGAGUUCCUCGACGCGCUCGACAAUUUAGCUGACAACUCAGCCGGUGCACCCGAUGAACCUAAGCAAGAACUGCGAAGGCGCGAGCUUCUGGAUAUUGGAAUGCGAUGCGCGUUCAAAGUGCACGACACGAACACCGCAAAAACACUGGCGGAUCGCAGUAGGCCUUCGUGGAAGACCAAUGCCGGCCUGGCGAGUGCUGCAGCGGAGGCGUACGUUCUCGCCUCAGAACCAUACCAGGCAAUCACAGCCAGCCUAGAUGUGAUCGACUUUCGCGGUCCACUAUCUCCUUAUCUCGCACCAUUAUGUCGCGCCCUCUGCCAGCUAGAACCCAGUUGGCCCGAAGCUGCCGGCUCAGAAGAUAGGAAGCAUGCAGCUCAACAGCUUCUUGCCGUCGUCGAAGCGCUUGAACAACGUGCGCAGGCUGGAGUGAGCCUAGCCCUUUCAGCUAAACAGACGAGCACGAGGGGCGGGACCGUUCUCCCAGAGGUGCCGAAGCCUACGGAGGAAGACAUACACCGAUGGACGCAAGCGCUGUCUAUAGAGGAGAGUGACGCAUUGCGUCUCACAAAGCUCUGUUGUCAUCAUGACGAAGCCCAGGAAGAGAAGGAUACUAUCCGAUCGGUGCGGACGCUCUAGCUAAUGAUG